Messenger RNA from Puccinia graminis f. sp. tritici CRL 75-36-700-3, 336 nucleotides. RefSeq lists its product as uncharacterized. The transcript has a single exon. Gene Ontology annotation, molecular function: 3'-5' DNA helicase activity; ATP binding; nucleic acid binding. The record is from RefSeq and is a predicted model, not a curated record. The coding region runs from base 1 to 336 and encodes 111 amino acids. Gene Ontology annotation, cellular component: cytoplasm; chromosome. NCBI's taxonomy places the organism in Eukaryota, Fungi, Basidiomycota, Pucciniomycetes, Pucciniales, Pucciniaceae. Gene Ontology annotation, biological process: double-strand break repair via homologous recombination.
AUGCCCGUCAAGAACACGCGUCAGAGCAAAGCAGUCGAGCUUCCGAACAGCAUACGCGAUCUGCCGGAUGAACUGCUCAAGAACCACAUAACAGGAAGUUCGGUCGAUUUCUAUCACGAUCAGCCUAAAGAUCAGCAAGUGGAAGCGGUAUUGUCUCUGGUUCGCGGGGAGAACUGUUUUGUGCGCGCAGGCACUGGAUUUGGGAAAACAAGGAUAUCGGAGAUGUUCUUCAAUCUCUACGCGACAAAGGCAGUUGUCCUGGUUUUGAAUCCAUUGGACUCGCUUGGAGAUGAUCAGGUGAAGUGUUUCUUGUCCGCACCGAUAUACAUGAAAUAG